AUGAAGAGGAAGAAAAGUUGUCAUGAUCCUCCCUCCUCCUCCUCGAAGAAGAAAUGUAAUCAUCCUUCCUCCAUGGAUCCAACUGUUGAUCCCACCUCCACCAAUCCCACCUCCUUCAAUCCAGUUGAUCCCACUGUUAAUCAUCCACCGAGUUCAUCCAACCCUAAUCCAAGUUCAUCCAACCCCAUAUGCAAUGAGGAAAUAUCUUUCUUCAACAAAGAUUGCAAACAGUGGUAUGAGAACUACAUUAAUUAUAGGACUUUGUUAUUGGAGAGGGGUGUUUUACUAGAACAAUUAAAAGAGGUAGGAUGUGAUGUUAUUUUUUCUCUUCAUCAAUGGAAUUCUACGGUAGAUAUCAAGAAGACGGAUAAAAAGAAGAAAAUUCAGCAGCCACAAGUUGAAAUCGAGAAUGAAGUUGAAGUUGAGGAUGAAGAUGAAGCCCAAGCUCAGGAUGUCCCAAAUUCUUCCACAACUGGUAUUCCNAGUACAACUCAGCAACCGCAGCCACAAGUUGAGAAUGAAGUUGAAGCUGAGGAUGAUGAAGCCCAAACCUAA
Molecule: messenger RNA, 555 nt
Organism: Ilex paraguariensis (yerba mate)
Lineage: Eukaryota; Viridiplantae; Streptophyta; Magnoliopsida; Aquifoliales; Aquifoliaceae
Source: the annotation of a GenBank genome assembly